This is a messenger RNA of Symbiodinium natans, 621 nucleotides long. NCBI's taxonomy places the organism in Eukaryota, Dinophyceae, Suessiales, Symbiodiniaceae. The record is from the annotation of a GenBank genome assembly.
AUGCAGCCGAUUAGGUACGAGAAGGUGGCUUGUGAGGAGCUCCAGCAGGAGAGCCGCGACAGUGGGGAAGAGCUUACUUCCUCAGUGUCCGCUUGUCUCGAGACCUGCGCGCUGCUCAAUUCCGAUAGUGAGAGCGAAGAGGAUGAUGAGCUGCUCAACUCUGUGCCACCUUGGCUGAACCGAUGCGUGUGCGGCGUGCCCGCAGAAGUUCAGCGGAUCGUGAAAGAGAAGAACGACUCCCGUGUCGGGAGAAAACUGACGAUGUUCGAUACUGCCGGGCCGGCCGUCCGACUGUUGUGGCCCGCCACCAUUCUGCACAUCUGCUUUGCUGCUGCCCUGCCUUGGCUAGCCAGACCCUACACGCGCUGCGAAGGGGACGGAAAAUCCGUCUACCCAGGCUGGCUGUGGCUUGGCUUUCUGCCCUUCGUGCUUACGAUGCUGGCGAUUGAGUGGCGCUGCUUCACCUUCACGGUGGUGCCGAUGUUACAGUGGAUACAGGACGGCGCAUUGCGGGCGACACUUGACCAUCGGAAGGGUUCAUCGAUCUUGCUGCCCCCCUUUCCCAACUUGGCGGCGGCAGAAUUAGCCUCAGUUGCCCCAUUUGUCCCUCCACACAACUAG